UUUUCAUCGAAUUAUUAAAUAAUUUCAGUGAAGCAGAGUUUGUAACUAAUAACAGUGGCCAAAUAUCGUGGGAUUUAUAAAAAAAAGUUUUUUUUUUGUUUUAGUCGAAUGACAUAACUGUCAUUUGUGACCACAAUCACACGAUGGUAUUUUUGAAAAUUUGACAGGAUGGUAUGUUAAAAAGACAUUGUUAUCCACUUUUUGGGCCGUAGUGACGUCCCCAAACGACAAAAUCGGCUAAUAUGUGUGCAUAAUAUUUUUUUAUGAUAUUUUCACUCUUUAGAAGCACAGCGCCACCUGUUGACGUAUUUCGAAGUCGCCCCACCAUCCGCCUCUUUGAUUCUUCGCCGCGUCGGUGGUCAUAUACCCUCAGAGAUUUAACUUCUUUUUAAAGUAUUUGUGAAGUGUUUUAUGUCUAUAAUAAUCUUAUUUAUAUCACUUGCAAUCAUACAUUUAUCCGACAUCAAUUAAUUCGAUAACACCAACGAUCAAAGUCGGCAAAACGCAAAAGGUUAAAAUGUCGGCCAAUGAAACGCGAGCGGUGUGACGUCACGUACACUGCGAUUGGCCGGUAAUUUGAAUGUUGGAUGUGUUUUUCGGUUAGAUGUCGUCGGACCCGGACUCUUCCGACACUUCUCUGGCCACAGCCCCCCAGUUCUGCGCCCCUUCCUGCAAUCUGUGCGCCCCCGAACGGGAUUCCAUGCUUUAUUGCGUGACUUGCACCCAAUAUCUCUGCAAGCAUUGUUAUGUAUACCACGACAUAAACGACUAUUUAAACAGCCAUCGGGUCGUGUUUAUAAGCGAAAUUGCCAAAAUUGACGACUUGGACAAGAUUUUGGGCGAUUUCAAUUCGCCCCUUAACUCAGACCUAGUCUUCAGAAACACGUUGAAGAAUCAAUUCGCAGAGGGCAAGGAGUGCCUCGAUCGGAUGCUCACAAUGUCGGAUUUCCUCCGAAAGCAACUGUUUGUUUUGGAGAAGCAUCGUUCCGAGAGCAUUCGACUCAUCUGUGAAUCCCACAAGCAGUUGGAAUUGUAUUUGCGAAGUCAGAGAGACCAGAUUAUAACGAGUUUGCAAAAUGAAUACGACAGUCUCAAGUUUUCCAUUGGGGCUAAGACACAAAGCGUUGAUGAUACUGUCAAAGAGAUGAUUUUGAAAUUGACCAGAAUUAGGCUCAUGGUUGAGAAUGAUGGCGAAACUGCGAGUGGGUUCGAUAUGGAGAUGGCGGCCAGAAGUGGGUUUGUCAAUGGGCUUUAUCUAGAGGAAGAACCUCUGGAAGGGGCUGGGGCCUUGCCUGCCCAUUUCGACGAUGGAAGCGGCGCUGGUCUCGCUGAUAAUCAUGUAAUUCCUAGCGAACUUCCUAACUUACCUGUAGUCUCAGCACCUCCAAACUCGAAGUGUCACGUUAAUCCUGACCUUUCUUUGUCCAUUUCUGAUCCUGACGAUAUACUUCCCUGUAAUAAUCACGUUGUUAAUUCGUUGCAACUUUGUAAAACAUUCGGGCAAAAAGGAAACGGUUCGGGUCAGUUUAAUUCACCGCACGGAUUUUGUAUCGGGUUUGACGAAGAUAUUGUCGUUGCUGAUAGUAGCAAUCAUCGAAUUCAGGUUUUUGACAAGCGCGGCCUUUUCAAGUUCCAGUUCGGUGUAACCGGCCGUCACGAUGGCUACUUGUGGCACCCUCGCAAAGUAGUCAAAUUGCCACGGCAACGUUGUUUCGUCGUUUGUGAUCGUGGUUACGAACGAUCCCGAAUGCAAGUUUUCACCAAAGAGGGAAAAUUUUACAAAAAAAUUCACCUUCAUUUUAUUGAUAUCGUGGCAGGCGUUGCUGUCACUGAUAAAGAGCAAAUUAUUGUUGUUGACAGUGUCACCCCAACUGUCUUUAUCGUUGGCGAAAAUGAUUUCCUGAGGUCACUUGAUUGCUCGAGGUUCAUGCAAGAGCCCUCGGAUGUUGUUACGCGCGGGGACGAGUUUUUCAUUUGCGAUUUUAAAGCUCAUGCAAUUGUGGUGAUUGACCCCGAUGGGAAUUUUCUCCGCAAAUUUGGCAAUCAACACACGAUCAUGUUUCCAAAUGGCAUUGAUAUUUCCUAUUCUGGGGACGUGAUAGUCGGUGAUUCCCACGGAAAUUACUUCCAUGUUGUGAUUUACUCGGACCGAGGCGAUUUCAUUGCCGAAUAUCGAUGUCCUUUUGUCAAAGUUUCUCGCUGUUGUGGGUUAAAAAUCACAGCUGAAGGACGUUUAGUAACGGUUGAUAAAAAUUAUCAUCAUGUUAUUGUUUUCGAAAGGUUGUUGGUACCCACAGGAUCAUUUUCGUGAGAUAUUUUUAUAUUAUUCAUGUAUUCAUAUAUUACCUCUUUGUUUGUUGUUCAUUUAGGUUUUAAUGACGUUUUUUCCAAAAAAAGUUGAUAUUUAAUCGUAGGAUAAGUUUGUCUAUAUUGUUUACAGUUUGUUUCUAUUACAUAUAAUUUUUUAGUUAUAGGUUUAGUUAUGUUACUCUUGUUCGUUCGUUCGUUCUAAUAAAUUGUUUUUUGCGUUCUUAA
Molecule: messenger RNA, 2535 nt
Organism: Tribolium madens (black flour beetle)
Lineage: Eukaryota; Metazoa; Arthropoda; Insecta; Coleoptera; Tenebrionidae
Exons: 6
Coding region: 605-2311 (568 amino acids)
Biological process (GO): negative regulation of translation
Molecular function (GO): mRNA 3'-UTR binding; protein binding; translation repressor activity
Source: RefSeq, a predicted model, not a curated record